UCAAAAUUGCGAUGGCAUGUCUUCGGAUCAUCCUCCGGGAUGUUUCCCAGACCGUCGCCAAUAGCCCAUUCGCGAUCGAAAUGAACUAUAGGUGGUGUCUGGACGAAUUCUUUACUUAUGGCAACACCCUGCAUGCGUUUACCAUUAGCGUGUGGACAGUCAUAGAGGUGAGAUCUACGUCUGAAUACAUUCUAUUUUUAAAAUUAAUUAAAAAUUUUAUAUUUUCGAGUCAACUAUUUUUCGAAAGCUUAGAAAUGUUUCUGAAAUGUAGAAUAGCAGAAAUUAUUCGAUAUGUGGAAGGAAAUCCUAAUGCACGAUCAAUUGUUGAAGCAGAGCGACUUGUGGAUGCUGACCAUUUUACACAGCCAGGUGUAAAAGAAAGAAACGGUACGCAGAAAAAGCUUUUCCCACUUUGUAUGCAAACUUCAGCUCUACGUAAAGAUCCCCAUCAAAUUGAAGGAGAAUUCAGCAUUGCAGGCGAUAAUCUAAUCGUUAAAAAACUUUCCUGUUCUUGUGUAGCUGGGAUCAGUGGCACGCGGCCGUUGGAGAUGUCCUCUACAGAUUUGCAAUGUUCUUGGAAGAGGCAGAAGCAACAAAAAAGAUCACGCCUUGACCCUGUACCCAUUCAAGAUUAUUGUCACUCAAAGAGAGUGGCAAAUCGGACAGUGUUUAGCGAGGAGGAUGCGGAGAACAUCAGACUAAAGUAUGCCUCACUUCUCCCAACUUCUAUUAUGGAAAAAAGUUAUUACAGAAAACGACAAGUUGGAAAUGUCAUUAUUUGCUCUCUAAAACACUGNGUAGCAGAUAAAAGGCUAUUUGAAUGUUUCAUUCAAUUGGAUUAUGAAAAAGCAAAGGAUCUGGCAGUUUCUACAGUGAGACAAGAAGAUAAGAGAUGGAAAGAGGAAAGGGCCAAGAGAAUAACCGGUUCCAUAUGUUAUGACUUAUAUACCUACACAAGCAACAAAAAUCCUGACUGGGAAAGGAAGUUAAGCCUGUUUGCACCUUCUUUUAAAGGAAAUCAAGCUACGAACUAUGGUAAGGAUCAGGAGAAUGCUGUUGUUGCUGCAUAUGAAUUGGCAGCAAAAAAAAACAGUUGUAAAGAUUGGGUUAAUUGUGCAUCCACAAGUUGCUUGGAUAGGAUUUAGUCCAGAUGGUUUUACAAUGAAUGGCUCUGAA
Parasteatoda tepidariorum (common house spider) is the source of this 1176-nucleotide messenger RNA. Lineage: Eukaryota; Metazoa; Arthropoda; Arachnida; Araneae; Theridiidae. The record is from RefSeq and is a predicted model, not a curated record.